Molecule: messenger RNA, 1196 nt
Organism: Cucumis melo (muskmelon)
Lineage: Eukaryota; Viridiplantae; Streptophyta; Magnoliopsida; Cucurbitales; Cucurbitaceae
Product: ras-related protein Rab2BV
Exons: 3
Coding region: 281-931 (216 amino acids)
Cellular component (GO): endosome
Molecular function (GO): GTP binding; GTPase activity
Source: RefSeq, a predicted model, not a curated record
AAUGGUGUGCCACAUGAAAGGCCGCCUUCAGUGCCUUUCCCUCCGUUAUUCCGUUUCCGUUUCAUUGGUUCCGUAAUAUCCCUUAUUUUCUUCUUUCCCAUUUUCCUUAAAACUCGCUAAUAAAAUUUCCCAAGAAAUUUCAGGAAAAAAAAAACAAAAAACAAAACAAAACAAAAUUCCUAAUCCAAUUACCACUCUCCCCCCCUUCCCAAUCAAUCCCAUUCACCAUUUUUUCUUUAUGGUGUUAGGCUCGGUAUUUGAUUAGGAUUAAUUUGUUCAAAUGGCUUACAAGGUGGAUCAUGAAUACGAUUAUCUCUUCAAGAUUGUCUUGAUCGGUGAUUCUGGCGUUGGAAAAUCCAAUAUUCUCUCCAGGUUUACGCGUAACGAAUUCUGUUUGGAAUCCAAGUCCACCAUUGGUGUUGAAUUCGCUACACGGACUUUGCAGGUAGAGGGGAAGACAGUGAAGGCUCAAAUAUGGGACACAGCAGGGCAAGAGAGAUACCGAGCCAUUACAAGUGCUUAUUACAGGGGAGCAGUUGGUGCACUUUUGGUUUAUGAUAUAACCAAGAGACAAACCUUUGACAAUGUCCAAAGAUGGCUACGUGAACUGAGAGACCAUGCUGAUUCCAAUAUCGUGAUCAUGAUGGCCGGAAACAAGGCGGAUCUUAACCAUCUCCGGGCAGUUUCCGCGGAAGAUGCUCAGCUUUUGGCAGAAAAAGAAGGGCUGUCAUUCCUUGAAACUUCAGCUUUGGAGGCCUUGAAUGUUGAGAAGGCUUUCCAGACCAUUUUGCUUGACAUUUAUCAUAUCAUUAGCAAGAAAGCUUUGGCUGCUCAGGAAGCCACCUCCAACCCCGGCCUCCCUCAUGGCACGACCAUCAACGUCGCGAAUCUCUCAGGCAAUUACAGCAAGAGAAGUUGUUGCUCCAAUUGAUCAUGUGAUAUGAUGUGGUUUUGGGGGACAAGAUCAACCAAAAAAGAAAAAAGAGAGAGAGAGAGAGAGAGAAAUAGUAAAAAAAAAAAAAAGGUUUUUGUUGUAAAAGGCAAGAUGAAUAGAGAGAUACCCUUUUCAAUAUAUAUUUUUUCAUAGAUGGAAAGGAGAGAAGAGAGAGAAUCAAAGUGAACUCAGGCUGCUUCUUCCAUUUUUAUCUAAACUAAUUUUGUUUGUUUCAAUGGAAAAAUGAGACAUUUUUCAUCCA